AUGUCGUCGACGGAAUCGGAGUCGCUCUCAUUCCGCGACGUCGUCUUUCUCCCUGCCGAUGCCGCGCCGCCCUAUUCCCAAGAGGAGCCCGACAGCCCGCACUCCGACUCCCCACGCAGCAAUCAACGCGACGCGGACGUCCUAAAUGAUCGACGAAGCGCAGACAUUAACCAGCAGCGCUGGGGCUUCUUAAACGAUCGGCGCGCAGACUUCAAUGGUUCAAGCGUAGACUCCCGCGCCGCCGCUAUCGACAACUUGCCGCUACAGCCGACCGAAAGCAACGGCGCCUCGUUAGAACCACCAGCCAUGCGCCUGCCUUCUUUUUCCUUCGUCACCGCGCCGCCAGUAGAAGGGCCGAGGAAAGCAAACCCGCCUGACCAUGAGCGCGGCCCCGAGUCGGGGGGCCCGAUAACAGCCGCUACAGAUACCAUAAACGAGAGUAGUGGUACUAGUCCACAAGAACGUCAUAUUGGUGCUGGCGCGUCAUCCGAUUACGUAUUGGUGCGCCUUGACGGUCCCGAUCUGGCCUUUCCUCUGCACACGCCGACGCCGUCCGGCGCGCAACGAAAGCUCUCGCGAAUGCUGGCGAAAAAGCGCAGCGACGGCUGCGAAGCCCGCGAAGUGGCCAGUUCACCUUAUCGCACCUCCCCGUCGCCCGACUCGCCCCCUCAGUCGCUUUCCUCGAGCGCAGUUGUAGCGGCCGACGCGAGUCGCGCCGCCAUCCUGCCGCCAACGUACCUCGACCUCGCGUCGCCCCGCUGGAGAGUCGGCUUCAGCGGAAGCCGCCAUAUGAUGGGACUCGCUGGGUGGCGCCGCGCCACGGAUCUGCAGGUCAGUUCCCCCGCCGCGGGCUCCACUCAACGAGCCGCCGGCGCCGCCUCCGCCACCGCUGUCGCCGCCGCCGCUGCCGCAACAGCGGCGUUAAAUUCCAGUCUCGGUUUCGGAUUGGGGGGUUGCGCAGGCCAACCGCUGGUGGCGGAGGAGGAGGAGGAGGAUGGGGAGGAUGAAGAAGAGGCGCGCGAGGCGAAGGGGGAGAUGAUAAAGAGGGCGCUGCCGGGGGGGGGGCGUGCCGAUUCCGCAAGCCCGCGUUCUCCGCGCGAGUUCAGCCGGCAGAACGCGCACAAUUUUCCGCCACUGGUUGCGGUGAAGGAUGCGCAGGCGCUGGUGGAGCGGAUGAUGGGGGACGCGGAGGGCGGAACGGGGGGAAGUGACGGGGGCGCGGGGAAUGGAAAGAGGAAAUUCGAAGGACCGUGCAGCGGGCUUGCUUCGUCUACUUCCUCUGGUCCAGCUGUCAUUAAAGUAGUGGACCACCUGCCUGACGUGGCAUGUGCUGACGUGGCAGUGGAGGGGAAGCCGUGGGAGCAGGCUGAGCUGGCAAUGAAGGAAUGGACGGCAACAGUUGCCAUGCUGAUGGCAGCGCUGCAAAGUGAUGACGUCACUGCCGCUUCUGCUGGUGCUGCUGCAGUUACUGCUGCUCCUGCUGCUGCUACUGCUGUUGGUGCUGCAGCUGCUGGUGCAGGGGAGGCAGGGGAAGCUGGCACCAAGAGCACGGCAAAUGUGGAGGAGCCAUCUGUCGUUGCCCCACCAUCGCCCCGCAUCCCACCCCUCUCCGUCAAGCUUCCCCUCGACUCAUUUUCGCGCCCUAGGCCACGCAAAGCCACGUCACCUUCUCAGCAGGCCACGUCCCCCUCUCAGCAGGCCACGUCACCAUCACAACAUGCCUCCUCACCCUCACAGCAUGCCACGUCACCUUCAGAUGAGGCCUGCACCCGAGAAAACGGCCUCAAUGUAGAUCCAAGCCACUGCACUGAGCCAGAUGUACCUUCUGCUGCUGCUGCUGCGGCUGCUGCUGCUGCACCUGAGGGCAUCGAAUGUGGGUUGCAAGACUCGUUCUAUUCGUGCCGUUCCUCCCUCUCCUUCUCAUUCGCGUCUGACAGCUUCAACAGCAGCAUCCGCAGCAGCAGCAUCAGUAGCAGCAGCAGCAGCAGCAACAACGGUAGCAGCACCACAGCAGCAGAUGCCACAACCACCAUCACCGCACCACCCACGAGAGCAGCAGCAGCAGCAGCAGCAGCAGAAGCAGCGGCCAGCAUCUCCCUUUCAUCCAUCGUAUCUCAUCUCCUCUCCAAUGCCCACACUCUCGCCGACCCUUCUUCGCCCCCGGGCAGCUUGCGCAAGUCUCUGCUGCUCGCUGAAAUGUUUGUUGCUGCCCGCCGGUCUGCCCCUGUGUUCGAAGCCUACCUGGCAGGCAAGCCAGGGGGACACGUGGUGGCGUCUGAUUGGUCAACGCAGCUCCCAAGGCACCUGGCGGAGGGCGUGCUGGGGGCGUUUGAGUGGGUGGCUGUGGGGCUGGAGCGGGCGGCAGCAGCAGCAGCAGUGCCAACACGCACAAAGAUCUCUGCCAGGCAACAGCUGGCAUCUCUCCUCUCACCGCGCCAUCACAAGGUCGCUCCGCUCGCCUCCCCCCGGAGGGCGUCCCCCCCGCUCCUCUCCCCCCGCAAGUCGUCCCCGCCGCCUGCCUCUCCGCGUGCCGGCUCACCCGUGGGCGGGCAGGGGGACCCGAAGCCGCUGCCCAUGGUGGUGCGCGUGGUGGGGCACGUGGAGGAGUAUGGCGACUGGGACACUCCUGCUCCGUUCAUCCCUCCACCCAACCCUGAUGCACCCACAGCUUCGGUCCGAACCUACGGAGGAGCCUUGGCAAGCAUCUUCAGGGAGUUCGGAGGAAGGGAAGGAGAAGGAGGAGGAGUGGACGAGCAGGGUGUGACUAUAACGGGAUUGACUGAACGAAUAAUGGGGGCGCUUAUGGGGGUUGUGGAGGGGAAGGCGGCAGCAUGUGAUGAUGACGUCAUCAGGGCACUGUUCAUGCUCAACAACACAUGCGUCAUCCAGCAAGCCUGCCAGCGCUUCCCAUCAAUCAGCCCUGUGUCAGCCACAGUGGAGGACCACUCACAGGCCUUCCUGCUCGCAGCUACCAGGAAGCUGCUGCAGGCACUACCAUCUCCCGAAAAGAGCUUGAAGAUGAGCCAACGACAUGUGGAGGAGAGGCUUUCCGAAUUCAACAAGGAGUUCGAGUCCCUCUCGCUGCAGCAGCUCUCCUGGCCAAUAGUGGACGACGAUUGCCGAGUCGCAAUGCGCAAGAGAUGGGCCGCUCACAUUGAAUCCGUCUACAGCGAUUUUGUCGACCCUCACUUGUAA
Closterium sp. Naga37s-1 is the source of this 3195-nucleotide messenger RNA. The record is from the annotation of a GenBank genome assembly. Lineage: Eukaryota; Viridiplantae; Streptophyta; Zygnematophyceae; Desmidiales; Closteriaceae.